AUGCGCCCCUGACAGCGGAUACGUACUCAUCCUGCAGGUAACGGGUCGACGACUGCAAAUAAGUUUGACCUACUUUACAGAGUGCCUUCACAUACCUUUGGGUCUGUUUACGGGCAAGAGUUAGAACGGCGACGAGCAACUGCUGACAAACUGCUACAAUGGAUCGUUCCGGCGUCUACAUAGUCUCCCAUAAACCUCUCGACGAUGACUCAACAAAAAGCGGGUCUGGUGGCGGCGGAGGCGGCGGCGUCGACAACCCCGCCUUUCAGCACGACGGCAGCGCAUCGUACAAGGAUCCAGGAGGUCUCAUGCUCAACCUCAACAGCCCUUACAACGAACAACCGUACCGCGGCAUGGGCAAAGAGGACCUGUUACGUCACUCGUCCAGACCGCUGUGGCGGCGCAUGCGCUUCGUGUGCAUCUCCAUUGUGUUGCUAGGGUGGCUGGCCUUGAUCAUCACGGUGGUGGCGCUGGUGUUGCUCUACCCGCGAUGUCGCAGUGCCGGCAAACAGGAUUGGUGGCAGAAGGAAGUCGUAUAUCGAGUGUAUGUUCCCAGCUUCCAGGACAGCGGGAGUGACGGAUGGGGAGAUAUCAAAGGACUGACGUCCCGUCUGGACUAUUUGAAGAAGAUCGGUGUAGGAAUAGUCUCGAUCAGUCCGAUCUACCAGACGACGCCAGGCUCCAAUAACGACUACGACAUCGUUGACCACAAGGCCAUUGAUCCUCUCUUUGGCAACGACGACGACUUUGCCAACCUCAUUAACGAGACUCACUCCAGAGGGAUGUAUUUGAUUGUGGACUUCGUUCCUGGAUUAACCAGCAAGGAACACCCGUGGUUCAAAGAGAGCAGUAACGCUUCCAGCAAACUCAAGAAGUAUUACGUCUGGGAGGAUGGCAUCGGGGGAGGACCCCCUAACAACUGGUUGCAAAUUUCGGGCGGAUCAGCUUGGACUAAUCUGAUUGAACGAGGGCAGUACUAUCUCCAUCAGCACCACCCAGACCUGCCCGAUCUUAACCUUCGCAGUAUGGAGGUCAAAGAGGAAUUGAAGAGCAUCCUUCAGCACUGGCUGUCAAAAGGCGUGGACGGCUUCUACAUCCGGGAGAGUGGCUACCUCUUUGAGGAUUAUGACCUGAGAGAUGAACCCCUAGCAAGUCCGCCAGUCUCAGACAAUAGUUCAUAUGACUCACUGAAUCAUACUUACACCUAUGGGCUGCCGGAAGUGCACGAUAUGUUAGCCAGGUGGCGCUUCUUCCUGGAUGAAUACGGAACGGAGACCGGAACUUAUAAAUUGCUCUUCGCGGACAUCAAAGGCGAUACUGAAUCGGUAAUGCGUCACUAUGGUUACUUUAACCGUGACGGUGUCGACUUUCCGCUGAACACAUUUUGCCUUGAUGUGAAGUCGUCAGACAAUGGGACGGAAAUUUCCAAACUGGUCAGGGGAUGGUGGAAAAACAUACCUAUCGGACGAUGGGCAAACUGGAUGGCUGGGUACGACAACAGCAAACGCAUACUUAAUAGGUUGGAUGUCAACAUGACACGAGCGUUUCUGAUGCUUACAAUGUUGUUGCCAGGGACGCCAUUUUAUUACUAUGGCGACGAGAUCGGGAUGGUAGACUCGACAAAGAACUUUGGCAGCGGUAUGUGGAUCCGAAAUCAGAGCAUGCGCAGUCCGAUGCAGUGGGACAACACUACGUACGCUGGAUUCAUUAAUGAAACACUUUGCAGCGGGACUUGUAGCCCCUGGAGCAGUAUCAACUCGGACAAAUCAACGGUCUCCGUUAUGUUUCAAAAUGCGGCAUAUGACUCAACACUUCAACUGUUUAAAAACUUGACAGCCUUCAGGAUGAAACCCUCUAUUCUACAUGGUGACUACUUCCUCAUUCUCCACGACGAUCACGUAUUCUCGUUUGUACGAGAGUUUGACGGCAAUGAUGGAUAUCUUGUCGUUCUAAAUUUUGGUGAUACCGAAGCAACGCGAGACUACACCGGCGUCCACGGGACUGUGCCAGGCAGUGCUAAGGUGGAACUUGCAACAGAAGAUGGCUUUGGUGGUUCCGCUUCUUGUUCGAACCUAAAAGUAGGCCCAAAACAAGGAGUGGUUCUGUCGUGGGAAUACGUUGCAAAAGAACUCUGAUCUGAUUACAAUAACUCACUUUAGCCUAUGUAGUUAUAUUUAACCAGAUUUUUAUACUUUUAAUAUCGCAGAAGUUUUGAAAAUUAGCCAUGACUGAUUUAUCACAGAUACGUGUAAGUCUUAAACACGGACAUUAUACAGAUAUCAAUUAAACACCACCUGAAAUAACAAAGGACACUGAUUUACCCUUUGGCAAAAAUACAAUUUUUAUUUGAUUUAUCCCUAAAAGGAACCUCCAACAAAAGAGGUGGCAGUUACCUCCAGACCAAUAGGUUCCAUUAGACCAAAUAAAUUCCUAUUGAUGACCAUAGUAACAAUUCUUAAUAAAACUAACAGAAGCAACGUUUCAAACCACCGGGUCAGUAUAUACACUGACAGUGUGGUACCUCCCAUUGAUAAUUAUUCGAAGAAACUAUACUGUCACGUAUCGUUUUAAGCACUUACAGGAAGUUUACAGUACCCACCGUCUGGUCCGCACAAAAUGCCAGUGGAAAUUUUUAUUCCCACCCCAGUUACUGACAAGUACACAAUGUCACUAGUGUAAUAAUUGUUCACGUAAUAAAACAUGUGGAACUGA
Molecule: messenger RNA, 2712 nt
Organism: Gigantopelta aegis
Lineage: Eukaryota; Metazoa; Mollusca; Gastropoda; Neomphalida; Peltospiridae
Product: neutral and basic amino acid transport protein rBAT-like
Exons: 11
Coding region: 159-2135 (658 amino acids)
Biological process (GO): carbohydrate metabolic process
Source: RefSeq, a predicted model, not a curated record